Cajanus cajan (pigeon pea) is the source of this 3650-nucleotide messenger RNA. RefSeq names its product Glycosyl hydrolase superfamily protein. The record is from RefSeq and is a predicted model, not a curated record. Gene Ontology annotation, biological process: carbohydrate metabolic process. NCBI's taxonomy places the organism in Eukaryota, Viridiplantae, Streptophyta, Magnoliopsida, Fabales, Fabaceae. Gene Ontology annotation, molecular function: hydrolase activity, hydrolyzing O-glycosyl compounds.
GUUGAAUAAAAUGUGAGUAUGUCGGGGUGAGAGUGAGAGUUUGAUCUACGUCACGUGUAAGCUAAGUAGUGGAUACAUAUAAUAUAUGACAGCCAAGAAAAAUAAAGAACGAGAAACCGAGUAACUCUUACACAGCCCAGUUUUCACAUAAAAACAGAAUACCUUUGUUUAUAUAUGUAUGCACAAACUUUGUUAUGUGCCAAACCUUAGUCUGGAACCCAGGUGGCCUUUGUUACGCGAUUAGCAAUGGCAUCCUCUUCUUUCUUCUUCACUUUCCUAUUCCUGCUUCUCACUAUUUCCGAUUUAUUUGUGCAAACCUGUGGACUCAAUUUUGGAAUAAACUACGGGCAAAAGGCCAACAAUCUUCCAUCUCAUUCUCGUGUGGCUUCUCUCAUAAACUCUCUGAAUGUCACCAGAAUCAAACUCUAUGAUGCUGAUCCGAAUGUUCUGUCUGCAUUCUCCAAUUCAGAUGUGGAAUUCAUUAUAGGACUUGAAGACGAGAGUCUGCAGAGCAUGAGGGACCCUUCCAAGGCUCAAAACUGGAUUCAAAACCAUGUUCAGCCUUACAUUUCACAGACCAAAAUCACAUGCAUAACUGUAGGAAAUGAGGUCUUCAACUACAAUGAUACUCAGCUCUCAGCAAAUCUCCUCCCAGCAAUGCAAAGUGUGUACAAUGCCCUUGUUAGUCUUGGAUUAGCACAAGAAGUUACUGUUACAACUGCUCAUUCUUUCAACAUUUUAGCCACAUCCUUUCCUCCUUCAUCUGGUGCUUUCAGGCAAGAUCUGAUACAAUAUAUUCAGCCCCUCCUUAACUUUCAUGCUCAAAUCAAAUCACCCUUCCUCAUUAAUGCUUACCCCUUUUUUGCUUACAAGGAUAACCCCGACCAAAUUUCCUUAAGUUAUGUGCUGUUUCAGCCAAAUCCAGGGUCCACGGAUCCAUAUACCAAUUUGCAUUAUGAUAACAUGUUGUAUGCUCAAAUUGACGCUGUCUAUGCUGCCAUCAAAGCACUGGGACAUACUGAUAUUGAAGUCAGGAUUUCAGAGACUGGUUGGCCUUCUAAGGGCGACCCUGAUGAGGUUGGAGCCACACCAGAGAAUGCAGAAAUAUAUAAUAGUAAUUUGUUGAAGAGAAUAGAGCAGAAGCAAGGCACUCCUGCAAAGCCAUCAGUUCCAAUUGAUAUUUUUGUCUUUGCACUUUUCAAUGAGAAUAUGAAGACUGGUCCUCUAUCAGAGAGAAACUAUGGCCUUUAUUAUCCUGAUGGUACCCCAGUUUAUAACAUUGGAUUACAAGGCUAUCUCCCAGAAAUGGUUAUAGAGUCCAAAUCUAACGCUUUGUCCAUCAAUUUUCUCAUUUAUAUAUGUACGUGCUUGAUGCUCACUUGGGAGCUUUCAAGACAGUGAUCAGGAAUAUAACAAAAAUAACUUUAAGUAGAUCAUACUUUUAGCAAGAGAAAGUUGUUGAAGGUGAGGAAUAUGUUAAUAUUGUUCCUGAAAUUUUUAUUUGCAACUGUUGAUAUUCUUUAUUGCCAAUUACUAUUUCGGUAACUGUUGGGAUGACACAGGGUCUUGUAAAUACUGGAAACUAAAAUUAUUGCGCUGUAGAUUUUUUCUAUUCCUCCUAUGGUUACAUGCCAACUAGUUCAGCUACUGAACUUCUAAUGCAUCAAGCUUACAUUAUAAUAGCAAAUUAGCAAUCAUCACGGGCAUAAGUGAUGGGAAAUGUGGAAAAAAAAAUCAAAAGCGUUUUUGAUUCCUUCAAGUUAUUCUUUGACUUUUUGGUAGUACUAUGCCAAAUAUAUAGUAUGAAAAAUGAUAUGAUGGGAAAGUUUUGGAACCAUAGCGUGCAAAAGUUGUGCCUAAUGGUAUCCUCUUUAAGCAGAACCUGUCAAAUGCUGUCCAAUUAGUGCUUGUGCAUGCACCAAGUGGACACUCUUGCCGCUAUAACCACCCCCAGAAAGCCUUACUUUGUUCAUUAUUUUUAUUAAAGAAAUGGUGAUGGGUCUCCAUCUUCCUUAUCUCCAACUUGCAAUCAUGCCUGUGAAUCUUCCGGUGAAUAAAAUUCUUCUUGUCUUCAGCUAUACAAAAGUCCAAAUUCGGUUUAUAUCAAACGGGAAAGAAAAACCUUCAGGAUCUCUCAUGCCAGAUAACCAAACCUCGUGAUUUUUGUCCUGGGUUUUGAACCUUAUCACAGAUGGCUUCUCUUUCCACCAGUUUUCCUCCUUCUAUUCCCUGAUGAACUUUUGUAGGACCCUUUGUUUUAAAGUUAGGUAAAAUAGCAUCUCUGAUAAAAGUUGCUUGUGGGGUUCUUAAACAUGAAUCAGUUUUCAUGCUGGUUGGAAUAAUUUAAAUGACAUAUUUGUUUAUAUAAGAAAUAUUUGUUAAGAAUUGCGAGACAAUUGUAGGGCUAAUUUUAAAUUCUUUAUAAUUGCAUUAUUGAGAUAAAGUCUACUGUAGUUUUUAAAUCCCAUGUGACAUUGUAGAGUUCACCAAAAGGGUAUUAAGCAACUCUACCAUAGUUGUACUAUUGGAGAUGCUAUAAUAGAAUUAAUUUUUAACCAUUUAACCUAAUUAAAAUAUACGAGGAGGUUAAUUUCAGUUGUAGCAUUGGAAUGUCACCAACCAACCGGGGAGACUACUGUAGAAUUUUAUUAAACUUUUGAGCAAAGAGCUGAGAGAAUCUAUUUUACCAUCUCUAUCUAGGACUGAUAACUUGUGCUUAUAGAAUUAAAAUUCCUUUGUGUGAACUGUUCCAAGGUCAAAUAAGGUUUUAUGUUACAUUACAAUGUGUAGUUGCGUAUGAUUUGCAACUUUAAAAACCUCAAACUAAGUGUAGUAGUGAGAAUCUGAAUGGAAAAACUUUCAACUUGGGAACAUGAUUUACAAUUCUGAUGGUGCCUCUUUGUUGGACGAGAAUCAUGUCUUGUGGAAGAUUAAAAAAUAAGUCAUAAAAAUUGGGCUGGAGGCGGCUGUUAGAGGUGGCCCAGGUCAUUUCAAUUAAAUUUAUAGAAUCUUAAUUACAUCAGCAUUGGGAUGAGAUUGACAGAUAUAGGAAAGCCACCUACAAAUUUCAAAGUUCAAAUAGUGAUUGUCGCUAUUUUAUUCCAUACCUGAUCUUUUGGUGCAUUAGAUUCCUCUUAUGAUAUUGCCACACUCACAAAUCAAUUAUCUACACUUUUUUACUGUUCUAAACAAUAGGGGAAAAAAACCACGCAUAUUGUUCAAGCAACUUAGUUGAACUGUUUAAAAUAUAUAAACCGAGAAUUAGUCACUUUUUCUUUUUUAAAUUCUUUCUAUAAGUUGAUAAAUAUAAACAAUUAUUUCUUGAAAAUAAUUUUGAAUUGAAAGUUUAGUGUGUGAGUUGGUGGUGCAAUUUUUUGGUUUUAGUUUUUAGUAAAAUUUCAUCUCAGUAAUGCUAAUUACCCCACCACCCACCAAACACAUGUUUGAGCAUAGUUGGCAACAGAUUCAUAAAUUCUGAUAAAAAGAAGAGCGUAUAGAAAAUGAAUGGAAUAAAAAUUUAAUACAAAUUCAGACACCUUGGGACGUUGAACUAAAUGACAAAUUGACAACACACACGUAAUUUAAUAGGUAUGUAAUGGACCAUAGAAAUGUGAUACAAAUUCUUAAACUAUUUUUUUUUUCAAAGAACC